AUGGCUGCUCUUGAACAUCGGCCUUGGAAAGGCUUCUUGAGUUUUGAGACCGUGGACGAAGACACUGAUGGAACGACCAGUGUGGAGUCAACUUUAGGUGGCGAAGCCACGAGCGAUGAUGGUGAGAAUGAUAUUGCUGAGCCCCCAGCUUUCUCACCUGAGGCGCUGGUUCACUGGCUGUAUGGGAGGUGCACACGUCAUGAACUUCCUGCAGCUGCCAAUCAGGAUCCACAGAGGGGCGACAAAUAUCAACAAAGGAAAUCCAUUUUGCAGGAGAUGUUGACCUACCCGCACCAUGCGCCUCCUGAGGAGUACGAGAAUGCCAGCACAGUAUGCUUCAUCUUGUGGAUGAUUCGCCUUCAGAUGAGGAUGCUGGAGUCACUCAGCGGAGGCUAUGAGCUGAGUUCAGAUGAUGAGUUGCCUUGCCAUGGACACCCACCGUAG
Messenger RNA from Cladocopium goreaui, 444 nucleotides. Lineage: Eukaryota; Dinophyceae; Suessiales; Symbiodiniaceae. The record is from the annotation of a GenBank genome assembly.